Molecule: messenger RNA, 954 nt
Organism: Zymoseptoria tritici IPO323
Lineage: Eukaryota; Fungi; Ascomycota; Dothideomycetes; Mycosphaerellales; Mycosphaerellaceae
Exons: 3
Coding region: 1-954 (317 amino acids)
Molecular function (GO): oxidoreductase activity
Source: RefSeq, a predicted model, not a curated record
AUGGCCAAUAUGCGAGCCAUAGACGUGAGAGGCGGCGCCGGUCCAGCUUCCGCCCUCUUCAUCAACGACUCGGUCCCAAAGCCGCAACCCAAGCCCUCCGAAUGCCUCGUCAAAGUGAAAGCCUUUGGCCUCAACAGGGCCGAUACUCUCCAGCGAGAAGGCAAGCAUCCCGUGCCACCGGGCGUCACCAAGGCCAUGGGUCUAGAGUUUUCUGGCGUCGUGGAGGAGGUGGGGAGUGAUACCGCUGCUGCCGGCGGAGAGGACUAUCGAGUGGGAGAUGAGGUGUUCGGACUUACGUACGGUGGAGCGUAUGCGGAGUACGUGGCUGUGAGUAAGAAGAUGUUGCUGAUGAAGCCGGCUAAGUUGUCUUGGGAAGAGUGUGCGGCUGUUCCGGAGGUCUGGAUGACCGCCCUGCAAGCCAUCCACCUCGUCGGCGAGUACACACCUUCGAAAGUCAAGUCUAUCCUCUGGCACGCCGGCGCCUCCUCCGUCAGCAUAGCCGGCAUUCAACUCUCCCUCAACCUCUCCUCUCCACCUCCCAAAGUCUACGCCACUACCCGUCAAGUCGCCAAACGCGAGUUUGUGACCAAGCAAAUCGGCGCACACGCAGCGUUCAACACGACAAAGUCCUAUCCUGCCGCUGAUGGCUCUGCCGGUGGAACGUGGGCUGACGAGGUCAAGCGCGUGAAUGGCGGCGAAGGCGUGGAUUUGGUGAUCGACUUUGUCGGCGCGCCAUACUUCGCCGACAACCUCGCUGUGCUGGCCAAGGAUGGCCGGGUCGUGCAGUUGGGCGUCAUGGGCGGCACGAUGUUGCCGGCGGGCGUGGACAUCAGCUCGUUUGUGAUUAAAAGGGCGAGUUUUGUAGGCAGCACGCUGAGGAGUCGGGAUGCGGAGUAUCAGGGUAAGCUGAGAUCUGUUCGCGGAGACGGUAGUGCCGAAGCUGGUCAGGGGUGA